UUGUCCUUUCUUCACACUUUCCUUUUACUAACAUUUGUCCUUUCUUCACCCUUUCCUUUACUAACAUUUGUCCUUUCUUCACACUUCUUUACUAACAUUUGUCCUUUCUUCACACUUUCCCUUACUUUCAUUUGUCCUUUACUUCUCAUUUCCUUUCCUUUGUCCUUCACACUUUCCUUUACUAACAUUUGUCCUUUCAUCACACUUUCCUUUACUAACAUUUGUCCUUUCUUCACACUUUCCUUUACUAACAUUUGUCCUUUCUUCUCACUUUCCUUUACUAACAUUUGUCCUUUCUUCUCACUUUCCUUUACUAACAUUUGUCCUUUCUUCACACUUUCCUUUACUAACAUUUGUCCUUUCUUCACACUUUCCUUUACUAACAUUUGUCCUUUCUUCACACUUUCCUUUACUAACAUUUGUCCUUUCUUCACACUUUUUUUUUCUAAUAUUUGUCCUUCCUUCACACUUUCCUUUACUAAUAUUUGUCCUUCCUUCACACUUUCCUUUACUAACAUUUGUCCUUUCUUCUCACUUUCCUUUACUAACAUUUGUCAUUUCUUCACACUUUCCUUUACUAACAGAUUUUGCUCUGUUCAUAUCUAUCUAUCUAUCUUAUUUAUUUAUUUAUCUAUCUAUAUCAAUUUUUUCAUAUAUAUCUAUUUAACUAUCUAUGACAGUCUGUUCAUAUCUAUCUAUCUAUCUAUCUAUCUAUCUAUCUAUCUAUCACCACCUGCUUCAAUCUAUCUAUCUAUCUAUCUAUCUAUCUAUCUAUCUAUAUAUGCAUACACACACAAACACAUACACGCACAUUACACUACCACAUACAAUAUCUAUCUAUCUAUCUAUCUAUCUAUCUAUCUAUCUAUCUAUCUAUGGUUGUGUAUUAUCUAUCUAUCUAUCUAUCUAUCUAUCUAUCUAUCUAUCUAUUUCAGAUUGUGUAUUAUCUAUCUAUUUAUUUCAGUUUGUCUAUUAUCUAUUUAUUUAUUUAUUUCAUUUUGUCUAUUAUCUAUCUAUCUAUCUAUCUAUCUAUCUAUCUAUCUAUCUAUCUAUCUAUCUCAGUUUGUCUAUUAUCUAUCUAUCUAUCUAUCUAUCUAUCUAUCUAUCUAUCUAUCUCAGUUUGUCUAUUAUCUAUCUAUUUCAGUUUGUCUAUUAUCUAUCUAUCUAUCUAUCUAUCUCAGUCUAUCAUUAUCUAUCUAUCUUUCUAUUAUUAUCUAUCUAUCCUAUUUUUUCAGUUUAUCUAUUAUCUAUCUAUUUAUUUCAGUUUGUCCAUUAUCUAUCUAUCUAUCUCUCUAUCUAUAUCUAUCUAAUCCUAUUCAUAUUUCUAUCUUCUAUCUUAUCUAUCUAUCUAUCUAUUUAUUUCAGUUUGUGUAUUAUCUAUCUAUUUAUCGAUCUAUCUAUGGUUGUGUAUUAUCUAUCUAUCUAUCUAUCUAUGGUUGUGUAUUAUCUAUCUAUCUAUUUCAGUUUGUGUAUUAUCUAUCUAUUUAUUUCAGUUUGUCUAUUAUCUAUUUAUUUAUUUCUAUGGUUUGUCUAUCUAUCUAUUUCAGUUUGUGUAUCUAUCUAUUUAUCUAUUUGUCUAUUAUCUAUUUAUUUAUCUAUUUGUCUAUCUAUCUAUCUAUCUAUCUAUCUAUCUAUCUAUCUAUCCAUCUCAGUUUGUCUAUUAUCUAUCUAUCUAUCUAUUUCAGUUUGUCUAUUAUCUAUCUAUCUAUCUCAGUUUGUCUAUCUAUCUAUCUAUCUAUCUAUCUAUCUAUCUAUCUAUCUAUCUAUCUAUCUAUCUUUGCAUCUUUCGAUCCGGAGGCAAACCGCAUUCUUUCCAAUCGAAUCUUAAUGACCCUGGACAUUGUUCGUUCCUUUUGGCUCCUUCGUGUCUAUUGGCGUGAAGCAAUUCACUUAUUAUCAAGGGAAAUAGAAAAAAAGUUGUUUAUUUGA
Messenger RNA from Acanthosepion pharaonis, 1929 nucleotides. NCBI's taxonomy places the organism in Eukaryota, Metazoa, Mollusca, Cephalopoda, Sepiida, Sepiidae. The record is from the annotation of a GenBank genome assembly.